Trypanosoma brucei brucei TREU927 is the source of this 888-nucleotide messenger RNA. Its product is annotated as mitochondrial structure specific endonuclease I (SSE-1), putative. NCBI's taxonomy places the organism in Eukaryota, Euglenozoa, Kinetoplastea, Trypanosomatida, Trypanosomatidae. The transcript has a single exon. Gene Ontology annotation, biological process: DNA replication, Okazaki fragment processing. Gene Ontology annotation, molecular function: DNA binding; 5'-flap endonuclease activity. The coding region runs from base 1 to 888 and encodes 295 amino acids. The record is from RefSeq and is a predicted model, not a curated record.
AUGUCGGUACGGGAACGAGCUGUGGUACUUAUUGAUGGCCCAGCGUUGAUUCACCGUUGGUAUUACCGUUGGUUGUACACUAAUAGAAAUAACCCCGUUGAUGUGAAGCGCUUUGCCAUAACAAAUGCGCGGCACACAAUUGCUAUAGCGCAUAGCUUUGAUCCCAGUCACUUGAUGCAGCACCUUCUCUCGCCGCAGGUGGAGUACACGCAUACACCCAAACAUAACAAGCUAAUUAUAUGUUUCGAUCAAGGUGAUGGCGGCCGUCGAGAGAUUUACCCAAAGUACAAGUUAAAUCGUGAGGGACGAGAAGUAGGGGAAGAGCUUGGAGUCAUACAAAAGGUCGCCACGAAGGUGUUUCUGGGUGAGCCGAAGAAUACGCUUUUAAUUGUACCUCACUUUGACUCGAAGCUCAAGAAUGUGAAUGCCGAAGCCGACGAUAUGAUUUCCACCUUAGCACAACAUACCCAACGAAUUAGAAUUCCCACUGUCAUAAUGUCGCAUGACCAUGACCUGUACCAGCUUAUCGAUGAGGCGAGUAGGUGUUAUUACUACGACAUUCGUACGAAGCAUCUCAUAUCUGAAAAGGGUGUAAUUGAGCGUCUCGGCGUUCACCCAAAGCUCGUACGGGAUUACAAAUGCUUAGCGGGUGACCCUUCUGACAAUAUUCCUGGUGUGAAGGGAAUUGGGAAAACCCGAGCACUGCAGCUGCUAAAAAAGUACGGUGACUUGGAGGGAGUGCUCACCAAAGGCACUAAGAAGCAAGGUGGGGUUGUUGGUGAUUUACUGAGGGCUGGUGUCGAGGGUGCCGAACUUUCACGGAAACUUGUAGAGCUGCGUGACUGUCCUAGUGUACUUAGGGUGUGUGAAUUCUUCCUGAAGCUAUAA